This is a messenger RNA of Parasteatoda tepidariorum (common house spider), 1468 nucleotides long. Its product is annotated as acid-sensing ion channel 4-A-like. NCBI's taxonomy places the organism in Eukaryota, Metazoa, Arthropoda, Arachnida, Araneae, Theridiidae. Gene Ontology annotation, molecular function: ligand-gated sodium channel activity. The record is from RefSeq and is a predicted model, not a curated record. Gene Ontology annotation, cellular component: plasma membrane. Gene Ontology annotation, biological process: sodium ion transmembrane transport.
AUACUUCUCUCAUGCGAUUAGCAGUAAAAGAAAAAGCAAAAUGAAUCAGGCAUGCAUAAUAACCGAUCACAAAUAUGGAAGAAAAAUCAAAACGGAGCAGCAAGUUUUAAGCAAUGUAUAUGCUUUAUCGAGAAUUCUAGAUACGAAAAACAGAUGCAUUAAAAUCAUGUGGAUUUAUAUAACCGCUAUUGCGAUUGUAGCAUCAAUGUUCCAAUUUGUGUGUUUUACAAAAAAAUUCUUAUCCUAUCCUACAGUAACAAGUUUAUUGCAUAAAAUAGAUGACAAGGAUCAAUAUCCUUCAGUUACAAUUUGUAAUUUAAAUCGCAUAAAAAGGACAUCUGAUAAUUGUUUAAAACUUGCCUUACCAUGGGCUGUUUGUUAUGGAAACAGGGUAUUCUUCAAUGGGUCUUACUUAAUUUUGUCUGAAAGAAAAAAUUUCUUCUCUUGCAAAAGAAAGCAAAAAAACACAAACAGCGAGGAGAAAAAUACAAUCAUGGGUUUAUUAACGAAAUUUGCAAAAUUAGGCUUAAGUGAGAGGAAGAGUUUAGGUUCCAAAGCUGAGACAUUUAUAACCCAUUGUACUUUUAGAGGACAACAAUGUAAUUGGAAAGAUUUUACCUUAACGCAUAGUUUGCAAUACGGUAAUUGUUUUACAUUUAACAGUUCAAAGUACUUUUACGGCAAUGAAAUAAAUAAAUCAUACGGAUAUAAUAAAGGCUUAGAAAUUAUUCUUAAUUUAGAAACUGUGAAUUACCUACCUCUGUUAUCGGCAAGUGUUGGCGCUAAGGUGAUAAUUCACGACUCGUUUGAGGAACCGAAUAUUGAAGAUAAAGGUUUCUUCAUAAGUCCUGGAUUUCAAACUUCUGUAUCUUUAAGAAAAACAGUAGUUGAGCGUCUACCAUCUCCAUUUAAAGAUCAAUGCAAGAAUUAUAAAUCUGAAUUCACGACUCAAAGCGACUGCAUCCGUCGAUGUAUUCAAAAAGAAAGCUAUCAGGAAUGUGGCUGCAUUGACCCUGGCAUUGAAACAAAGUCAACAGGUUUUAGAAUAUGCAAUUUGACAAACAGUUUUCAAAUGUGUUGCUUGGAUAAUGUUAUUGAAAAUAUGGCAAUCCAUGGACCGAUUUGUCCAUGUCCGUUACCAUGUUUGUCAACGAAAUAUGAGGAGGUAGUUACAAGAACAAAAUGGCCUUCUCAAAAAUAUUUUUAUGAAUAUCAAAUUCACCAACUAAAUUUAACGGAUUUUCAAACACACAUAGAAACGUUUAAAUGGUUUCAUACAUUUCUUGAUAUAUAUUCCGAUACUUACGAGAUGGAUCUUAUCAAACAAGAAAGUAUGUUUGAAAGUUCGGAACUAUACAGUUGUUUGGGAGGGAACCUUGGUCUUUUUUUGGGCAUAUCGUUUGCCGUGGUUUUUGAAAUUGUUGAGUUUGUGAUUGUUAUGCUUAUUAACUUUGUGAGACAAUUCUAG